AUGGACCUCAAUCUUCGCAGUCGACUUGACAAGGAGGACAUUCGAGAGUUGAUUGUACAGGAGCGCUAUUAUCGAGAUACUUGGCAGUGGGAGAAGCUACGUGCAUGCUACCAUCCGGAAGCCUCCCAAACCCGAGUGGCUGUCACCUGGAUCGAUGACAGUAUUGAUGACUUUAUUGGUGCUGCCAAACAGCUAUCAGACUGGGGCGAAAACCCAUUUCAUGCCAUAAUGCCCGCGGUGAUACAUAUCCGCGGAGACAAGUCAGUGGUUGAGUCCAAAUGCAGUAUUCAACUCAGACUACCAGAAGAGGAGGGAGAGUACGACUUUACAUCACAGGUUCGGUUAGUCUCUAGAGUUGAACGCCUCCAAGGUGGUAUAUGGAAGUUGCUGUCAGUGGAGACUAUAUACGAACAAGAUUCUAUGGUACCCACAGGCCCAGUUCCAGGUUUGCUACCCUAUUUCAAGGCCAACAAUCGACGGAGUAGCUACAAACACCUUUGCUGGCUCCUAGAAAGACGAGGAUUUGAUGUGAGGAGUGACCUUCCGGGCACAGACAUUCCGGAAACGGUUGAAAGGGAGAUGAAGAGACAUUUUACAUGGCUAGAGGAAUAG
Messenger RNA from Aspergillus affinis, 612 nucleotides. RefSeq names its product snoaL-like domain-containing protein. Lineage: Eukaryota; Fungi; Ascomycota; Eurotiomycetes; Eurotiales; Aspergillaceae. The coding region runs from base 1 to 612 and encodes 203 amino acids. The record is from RefSeq and is a predicted model, not a curated record. The transcript has 2 exons.